Molecule: messenger RNA, 1388 nt
Organism: Myotis myotis
Lineage: Eukaryota; Metazoa; Chordata; Mammalia; Chiroptera; Vespertilionidae
Gene: LCN10
Product: lipocalin 10
Exons: 6
Coding region: 68-667 (199 amino acids)
Molecular function (GO): small molecule binding
Source: RefSeq, a predicted model, not a curated record
UGCCUGUGGUUGGCGGACGGGCAGGGAGAUUUAAACUCGGUGUCGGUGGCUGAGGGAGGAGGGCGAGAUGGGGCUGGGGCGGCUGCCGCCGGUGCUGGUGCUGGCGCUGGUGCUGGCUGUGGGGGCCCAGCCCCAGGAUCAGCUCCCCAGGGAGUCCCACAACCUCAACUGGAACAAGUUCUCAGGGUUCUGGUACAUUCUCGCCAUCGCCUCCGACGCCAGGGGGUUCCUGCCGGGCAGAGACACGCGGAAGCUGGGGGCGGCAGUGGUGCGGGUGCACGGAGUGGGCCAGCUGCGGGUGGUCCUCGCCUUCCCCCGGUCUCAGGGGUGCCAGUCACACACGGUCGUCCUGAGGAAGGACGGGAAGAAGGCCGUGUUCCGGAACCCCUGUGCGUGUGAGGCCGGGGAGGAAGGCGGGGGGGGGGGGGGGUUGAAGGGGGUGGAGGGCUUCCGCGUGCUGACCACCGACUACAGCAACGCCGUGGUCGACCUGCGCCUGGGCCGGGCGGGCCGGCACUCCCAGGCCCUGCUGCUCUUCAGCAGACAGAACGGGACCACGUUCCCGAGCAUGAGGAGGUUCAUGGACAUCUGUGAGGUCCGGGAGCUCACAGCGGGCGCGACAGUGCUCCCCAAAGACGCCUCCUGUGCGCACACCAUCCUGCCCUGAGCCCGCCGUCCUGGUCCUGCUCUCUCCUGCGGCCGAUGUGUGGUCCCUCGACCAGGGGAGCCUUGUCGCUGAGGCAGGUCUUCCCAUCCCACCGCUUGCUGAGAGGAGGCUGGUGAGCCCAGGCCCCCGAGGGCGCGAGGCCCAGGCCCGAAGGCGUCCUCCAGGGUCACCGCCCCUCCUGGCCCGUCCCCGGGGGCGUGGCAGGAAGAAGCUGCCGCCCUCGUCUGCCGUGCAAUAGACUCGGCUGGCCCACUGCCCGCGCGCGUGUGCUUUCUGUGCAGCGCGGCCGCCGCCACCCUGCGCGCCCGUGAGGCCGACACCCUCUCAGGAAGCCACUCGCUUGUCACCAGCCUUGUGAGCACGUGUUCCGUGCCGGGCACCGCGCUAGCUCCUGGGGGCGAGCCGUGAGCAAGACAGGCGAACGCACGCCUCACAGACGGACUCCUUGUUGGGAGGGGCACGGGCGCGGGCACCCCGCACCCAGCUACAGCGGGCGCGACUCGGUCAGGGGGGCCCAGCAGUCAGGGAGGGCUUCCUGGAGGAAGUGCCACUUGAGCGAGCCGUGAAGAGUGCGGGAGCUCGGCCGGCGUGGCUCAGUGGCUGAGUGUUGACCUGUGAACCAGCAGGUCAGGGUUUGAUUCCGGUCAAGGGCACAGGCCUGGGUUGCGGGCUACUGUGACCCGUGACAUCGCCGCCUUCCCCAGCAAACCAAGAGCAGAGA